CCUCCUCCGACCUGCAGAUGCUCAUCGCUCUGUUCCCUACGUUGGCUCAUACGGCAAGACAAUCAUAUACGAUUUUUGACGAAAUAUACGCCUUCAAGAUCCUAGCAGUAAACAGGACUCAUGCCUAAACCCUCAUUCCAUCCAUCAAGAAACUCGUUCCAACCUGCUACCGAGUUAGACACAUACCGCGACCUACUGCUCUUUGAAGAACGUCUCAAGACCAAUGCGGCGGCACUACAGCGGAGAAAGUAUCAAUACCAACUAUUCCUUGUUCAGUUACUCCUCGCCAUCGUCUUUCUCUCGUCAGAGGUCCUCCUCGAAACCACAUUCCUCUCAGUAUCCUAUCGUCACCUCCUCCGCAAAGCCAUUCCUGGACUCAGCAUUGGCCCUGGAGGACCAUCCAUCCACCCUUAUGUCGCACCAGGCCUCCUCUUUGUCUCCGUAACCGCCCUUUUGCUCUUCUUCGCGUCGGGGGUGUAUUCGGAGAAGAUUGCAUACGCUAAUAGAUACGUUCCACACGCCAACAAGGCCCUCCGCAGCUUUAACAUGUACCUCAACAUGCGCCAGCCACCAUUACGCUCCAGGUUCUCCUUCCUCUUCAAACCCUGGCAGCUCUUCUUCGCCCGCCCUCCAGCAGACACACACAACAUCGGACACCAGUCUCGCCCCUCGAGCCCCACCAAAUCUGGCGACCGCAAUGCAUCCGUGCCCAUCUCGCCUAUACCCCCAACUAACAACCCGCGCGGCGAGCUCAUCUUCUCGUCCCGCGUUGACCGGAACUUCCGCGAGUCAUAUGAGCGUCAUCGCGCCCUCUUUGAGCGCCGGCGUGAUGAGCGCGAGCGCGAGGAAGCGUAUCGCACUUGGCUAGGGUGGGUCAUGCUCCACCUCCGCCGACCAUGGCGCCGCACCGUCACAGCCGAGACCCCUGCGUCUGCUGUACCGCCAGGUGCGCUUGCUAGCCGAACAUCAUCGAUCGCGAGCAGGACUGGGGCUGGCAGCACACGCUCUACGCCGAACUCAUCUAGGCGCUCCAGCCCUAUACCCCGCUCACAUCGCCGAAUGGUGCCUUCGAGCAGGUCGUCGACACCAGACAAGUCACUGCCUGACGAGAAGCAGAGUGAGGCGUCUCAGGGUAACGAACUGAGUGCAUGAAUAUGGGACAUACCUAGCGUAGCAGUCGAAUGGUAGUAUGGUCAGAUGAACUGUCCUUGCUUCGUCGCAGUUACUAUUGGUGGCAUCGUGGAUUUCCACGUAUGCCCCCACGCCUCGCCGUCUUCAUUUCGUCGUGAUCGUCGUGGAGUGAAGCCCUUCAACAUUGGGUUAAGACGUUGCCCCGCAUACAUGGUAUAUACUACAUUUCUCUGUAUUGGAAAAUCGGAUCCUGCCCACUGUCCCUAGCACUAGUACGAUGUUAGAGCCUUUGCUUCGAUCCUCAAGUGCCCAACUUGGUAGUAAUGUACUUGAGCACCCUCGCAGUUUGAAUAAGAUCAUCUUUCAAC
Messenger RNA from Coniophora puteana RWD-64-598 SS2, 1499 nucleotides. RefSeq lists its product as uncharacterized. Gene Ontology annotation, molecular function: protein phosphatase regulator activity. The transcript has 3 exons. The coding region runs from base 121 to 1152 and encodes 343 amino acids. Lineage: Eukaryota; Fungi; Basidiomycota; Agaricomycetes; Boletales; Coniophoraceae. The record is from RefSeq and is a predicted model, not a curated record. Gene Ontology annotation, cellular component: cytoplasm; Nem1-Spo7 phosphatase complex.